AUGUGCUCUUACGCAGGGACCUGCUCAGGUGAGCUCUACUGCUGCUUUGGCGAAUGUGGUCUCGGGGUCAGCUGCUUGCGCGCUACAAUUCCUUGUACGUCUGCGAGGCAAGACUACAAAUGCACAUCGACGGCGUUCAUUUGUAGGCGGGGAAAGCGGUCACAGUCGGCGCGGAGAGGUAAGCGUUGUGGACGGGGUCGUAUCAUCAAUCGG
Schizophyllum commune H4-8 is the source of this 213-nucleotide messenger RNA. RefSeq lists its product as uncharacterized. Lineage: Eukaryota; Fungi; Basidiomycota; Agaricomycetes; Agaricales; Schizophyllaceae. The annotation marks the transcript as partial. The transcript has a single exon. The record is from RefSeq and is a predicted model, not a curated record.